Lacerta agilis (Sand lizard) is the source of this 1296-nucleotide messenger RNA. It is a transcript of the gene RSPH9, whose product is annotated as radial spoke head component 9. Gene Ontology annotation, cellular component: radial spoke; axoneme. The coding region runs from base 36 to 860 and encodes 274 amino acids. The transcript has 5 exons. Gene Ontology annotation, biological process: cilium movement involved in cell motility; motile cilium assembly; axoneme assembly. Lineage: Eukaryota; Metazoa; Chordata; Lepidosauria; Squamata; Lacertidae. The record is from RefSeq and is a predicted model, not a curated record.
UUCUCUGGUCCCCCCUUCCCAAGCCCGGCGCGGCCAUGGAUGCUGAGACGCUGCCCUACGCGCUGGACCUGGUGGCGGGCAGCGGCGUGUGCCUGAGCCCGGAGAAGCGAGCGGCUCUGCGGAACUCGCUGCUGCUGGUGCGCCGGGACUACCGCUUCGAGCAAGUCCGCCUGUGGGGCCGCAUCCAAGGCAUCCGAGGAGCCUACUACAUCGCCGAGGGCGUGGGGCCCGACAGGGCGGGGACCAGAAGCCGCCUCUACAGCUUGAAUUGUGUGGACUGGAGCCUUCUGCCACCUAAUAAUGAGGAAUUUACUGCAAUGACUUCAGUGCUAAAGGGACGUUUCCAAGGGGACCCAUCCUAUGAAUAUGAACACUAUGAGAAGAAAGAAGAAGGUGAGAGACCAUAUGAAGAGGAAGCAACAAACUUGAUCAAGGAAGAAGUCCGUCUUGUAUCUGCAAUAGAUCAGAUAGAUAAAGCAGUGGGUAUUGUUCCACGGGGUGCCUAUAUAAAGUCACCACUGGGACCUGUGCAUGAAAACAGAAACUUUGACGGUCUGUCUUUGGUGGAGGCUAAAAAAUUAAGCUCCUAUUUCCAUUUCACUGAGCCUGUAAAUUUGAAGAACAAAACUCUCCUGGAGAAAGCUGACCUGGACCCUGCCAUUGACUUCCUGGAUUCACUUGAACAUGAUAUUCCUAAAGGGUCCUGGAGCAUCCAAUUUGAGAGGGGAGGCAGAGUGGUAAUACUACGAAGUUUGCUCUGGCCUGGACUCACAUUCUACCAUGUCCCCAAUACUAAACAACAUGGCUACAUCUACUUUGGCAACGCAGAGAAGAACCUGGACCUGCCCUUCAUGCUAUGAAUAACAGCACGAGGCUGAAAACGGAAGAGAUGCCUUGCACUAAUUUUGUAUUUGAAACUGGGUAUGUAUUUUUGCUUUAAUAAAUCAGCAUGAAAUAAUGUUAGUGAGACCAUAUUUUAAAAUAUUAAGUAGAUCAGCAGUGUGUCAUCUAGCCUGUAAGCCAGCUGUUUAUCAUCUACUCCUUCCCUCUAAAUUAUAAGUCAGUCUCCUUAGAGUGCAGCAAGACCAGUACCAGAAACAUUGUUGGUUCACUUUUGUUUUACUUUGUAUUUAUGUACUUAAACAUUGAUUUGGCAGAGUUUGUUUAUUUUGGUAAUACUGAUUUAUUCUGCAUUUGUUGAAUUGUUGAUUUUUGUCAUUUGAAUUUACUAACAUUUUCUGUAAUCUGUAUGUUUGUAUUUUCAAUGUUUUGAUGUUUUUGAAUGUUUGCUGAGCU